ACACGGCAUCCCUAUUUAGUAUACAUCUAAUGAAAAAGGUAAACAAAUUAUUUAUUUCGACCGUUAAGUUUAAUGACUCCAAUUUAUAUCGUCUACACAACAAGUUAGCAAAGUUACUAAAAAUAUAAAAAAUCAGUGUAAUUAUAAAAGUGUAAUAUUUAUUAAUAAAAGAAAAAUGUCUGAAAUAAUGGAUUUAUUGUAUAAAGAUUCACUUAAAACCAAUCAAUGGAAUGAUAUUAUAUUAGAAGAACCAAAAAAUCUUCAACAUCAACAAGACCAUGAAAAUAAAUGUGAUCCUAAAAUUAAAGGAAUUAUCAACUUGGAAUCAACUAUGAUGGAUAUAAAAGAAUUUGAAAAUUAUUCUAAAGUAGCAGAUAUUUUUAAUUCACCAAGUCGUCUUCAAUCAAUUGUACCUGAUAAAAAUAAUAAUCAUUCCUACUCUGCAUUAUUGCAAUCACCGGAUAGAAAAGAACUAAGUUUUAAAGUAAUGGGUAAUUAUUCUCUACCAAUGAUCCAAGAAGAUGGAGAUGAUCCAGCUCCUACUACUUCUACUCCUGAACAUAAAAGAAAUAAAUCAUUUCAGCCAAAGUAUAAAUUACAUCGACCACCCGAUUUGAGCUUUGAAUUAGUAGAUGAUGAGCAGGAUUGUAAUAAUUUUGUUGAUGUAACUAAGUGUAGUCCAGUAAAAUCACCAUUUCCUUCUUCGGAUGAACUAGACGAUUCUCUGCUGGGAUUAGAUGAUACUCUUCUACCAAUCUCAUAUGAUUCACCACCAACAAAAAUUCUAAGAACUAACUCACGUGACAAAAAAUUGAUGAAUCUUCUUCAACAUUUUGGUCUUAGCCAUUUAGCUUUAUUAUUCAUGGAACAAGAGGUUGACGUGGAUUUAUUUUUAACCCUUACUGAUAAUGAUUUGAAAGAGAUUGGAAUUGAAAAAAAGACUGAUCGCAAUAUUAUAUUAACAGUCAUUGCAGAAUGUAACCGACGUUUCAAGCCUAUUCAAUUGUAUAACAAUGAGUUUAACUAGUAUUAUUAAAGUAAUUAUCAAAUUUAUCAAUAUUUAUAUACAUAGUAUUUUGAGAU
This is a messenger RNA of Chelonus insularis, 1083 nucleotides long. RefSeq names its product ankyrin repeat and SAM domain-containing protein 6-like. Gene Ontology annotation, molecular function: protein binding. The record is from RefSeq and is a predicted model, not a curated record. NCBI's taxonomy places the organism in Eukaryota, Metazoa, Arthropoda, Insecta, Hymenoptera, Braconidae. Bases 176 to 1027 code for a protein of 283 amino acids. The transcript is spliced from 3 exons.